CGGAGCAAAGGAGGAGGGAGGUUCGGUCGCUGGACGCUCCGGAUUAUUUGGUCAGGAGAAGGAAGCCCCAAAUCCCGGGAAAUGGGCCCUGCGAGAGAACUGGCUGGCUACUCAUCCUACGGCCAAAAGAAAAUAAGAUACUACAAUCUUCGUCUCUCUCAUGGGCAGCUGGCGGGAAAUAUCUGGACGUCAUCCUCAUAACAACAACAACAGCAGUAAUAAAAUGCUCACUGCUCUAUUCCCUAUUGGCAUAAGCAACAAGAAGAGUAUGAUGUUCACACAGAUGAUGUCAUUGGAAGUGGCUGACAGUAGAGGGGUGUAUGCUGCUUUCUUAGUUUACUUGGACCUCCUAGAAGUUAGGAACUGGCACGAGGUAUCCUUCACUGGGCUAGCAGAGUUCCAGCUGGUAUGUCUCCAUGGACGUGAGAAAGAAACUGAGCCUUUGCAGGUAGUGGUGCCAACUCCUGCCCACGUAUCAUUCAGCCAUGAGAGGUUAAGAGAGAUCAUGAAUAGCACACGCACUGUGCUGGCAAAACCUGAUUCCCCACUUUCCAUCACGCUGGCAAUAGUUGAAACAGACUCUACAAUUGUCUACUAUACACUGACGGACGGUUUUGUAAUGCCAGACCCUCCUGACAGUCCUGAAGAUGCAGACAGCAAACAAGGGAGGAAGAAGAGAAAGAGGCUGCGGAGAUGAAGGGGAAACGGAUAACGAUUCUUUGGACUCUUCUAAUGUAAAUCAGUCUGGCAUUAAAAGGGGCAGCUGGGAGUUGGAACAUUUGUUUGAAAAGCCCCACAAGGCUUGAGAACUGGCAGGAUAUUCAAGGCUGCAUCUUGUAAUAAAGUUGGACUUCGGUGAUAUCAUAGACCAGGUCUAGAAUCUGUCCUCUAUUCAGGAGUAACAUCAAAAUUGUAGCUGUAUUUCAAAAAGCCAGUUUUUGGAAUGAAAGGGGCUUCUACCCUUUAUUUCUGAUGCAACAACUGCCCUGUUAAGAGUACUUAAUUU
Molecule: messenger RNA, 1006 nt
Organism: Candoia aspera
Lineage: Eukaryota; Metazoa; Chordata; Lepidosauria; Squamata; Candoiidae
Gene: TSEN15
Product: tRNA splicing endonuclease subunit 15
Exons: 5
Coding region: 161-697 (178 amino acids)
Biological process (GO): tRNA splicing, via endonucleolytic cleavage and ligation
Molecular function (GO): nucleic acid binding
Source: RefSeq, a predicted model, not a curated record